This is a messenger RNA of Drosophila innubila, 2239 nucleotides long. RefSeq names its product NADP-dependent malic enzyme (gene Men-b). Gene Ontology annotation, molecular function: malate dehydrogenase (decarboxylating) (NAD+) activity; malate dehydrogenase (decarboxylating) (NADP+) activity; NAD binding. Gene Ontology annotation, biological process: malate metabolic process; pyruvate metabolic process. Lineage: Eukaryota; Metazoa; Arthropoda; Insecta; Diptera; Drosophilidae. The record is from RefSeq and is a predicted model, not a curated record. Bases 258 to 2156 code for a protein of 632 amino acids. The transcript has 8 exons. Gene Ontology annotation, cellular component: mitochondrion.
GUUUUAUUCGCAUUCGGCAUUCGUUCAUCAUUCGCCGACAGCUUCGCGACGUUGUAAUUUCCCGCGGCGCGUUCAAUACUCAGUUUUGUUUGUUGGGGAAAAUCUUAAGGGUGUUUGGUCGUUAUUGUCGUGUGUUUCUUGGCAUAAACCAUAAAGUAUUAUAAUACAUUAGUGAUAAGUGUCAAACAAAAGCAAAAAUAGUCAAUAAAUUCAAACAGUUAACACAACAAAAGCAAUUUAGGAAACACAAACGCGAAAUGUUCUCAAGACCCAGUUUGUGUGGCAAUAUCGGUAAAUUGUACCGCAGUGGAACUGCAGCAGUAACGACAACAACAACACCAACAACAGCAGCAGCAACAUCGGCGCUGGCGCUCUGCGAUGUUCGUGGAUAUCAUGAGGUUGUCGGCGACAUCAUCUGUCCCUCGCAAGUUCGCGGCAUCGAUCACAUUCGUGAUCCUCGCUUGAAUAAGGGCUUGGCCUUUACCCUCGAGGAGCGUCAGGUGUUGGGUAUACACGGUUUGCAGCCCGCACGCUUCAAAACACAGGAGGAACAGUUGCAGCUGUGCAAGAUCGCUGUUGAUCGUUAUACGGAACCACUCAACAAGUAUCUGUAUCUGAGUGAUUUGCACGAUCGCAAUGAGCGUCUGUUUUUCCGCUUUCUCUCCGAGAACAUUGAGGAUCUGAUGCCCAUUGUUUACACGCCUACAGUUGGUUUGGCCUGUCAGCGUUUUGGAUUAAUCUACAGGCGUCCUCAUGGUCUCUUUGUCACCUUUAAUGAUCGUGGCCACAUCUUUGAUGUCAUGAAGAACUGGCCAGAGCCGAAUGUCCGAGCGAUCUGCGUGACGGACGGAGAGCGUAUUCUGGGUCUCGGUGAUUUGGGCGCCUGUGGCAUGGGCAUCCCAGUCGGAAAACUGGCCCUGUACACGGCAUUGGCUGGCAUUAAGCCACAUCAGUGUCUGCCCAUUGUGGUGGAUGUGGGCACCAAUAACAUUGAUCUGCUGGAGGAUCCUCUCUACGUUGGUCUGCGACAGAAGCGUGUUGUGGGUCGCGAAUAUGACGAUUUCAUUGAUGAAUUCAUGGAGGCUGUGGUGAAGCGUUAUGGCCAGAAUACACUCAUCCAAUUCGAGGACUUUGGCAAUCACAAUGCAUUUAGAUUUUUGGAUAAAUACCGCAACGAAUACUGCACCUUCAACGAUGAUAUUCAGGGCACAGCUGCCGUUGCAGUCGCAGGAUUAUAUGCCUCAAAACGCAUCACUGGAAAGUCCUUCAAGGAUUACACUUUCCUCUUUGCCGGAGCAGGUGAAGCGGCCAUUGGCAUUGCCGAUCUCGUGGUCAAGGGCAUGGUUGCCGAAGGUGUUCCCAUCGAUGAGGCUUAUAGCAGAAUAUUCAUGGUGGACAUCGAUGGUCUCUUGACCAAAUCACGUAAGGUGGGCAGCUUGGAAGGCCACAAGGUCAACUAUGCCAAGGACAUUGAGCCCAUGCAGGAUCUGGAGCAGAUUGUGGCGACUGUUAAGCCAAGUGUUCUCAUUGGCGCUUCGGCCUGUGCGGGUCUCUUUACGCCCAAGAUUCUGCGUACCAUGGCGGACAAUAAUGAGAGGCCCAUCGUCUUUGCUCUCUCGAAUCCAACCAGCAAGGCGGAAUGCACUGCCGAGGAGGCUUAUCAUAAUACAGAUGCACGCGUCAUCUUCUCAUCUGGCUCGCCCUUCCCACCGGUUACCGUGGGCGACAAGACAUACUAUCCGGGUCAGGGCAAUAAUGCCUAUAUUUUCCCUGGCGUCGGUCUGGGCGUUAUCUGCACGGGCACACAUCACAUACCCGAUGAUAUGUUCCUGAUUGCCGCCCAGGAGUUGGCCAACUUUGUGGAACCCACUGAUAUUGAGCGUGGCUCCCUGUAUCCUCCCCUGCAGAGCAUUCGUGAUGUCUCCAUGAAUAUUGCCAUUGGUGUGACCAAGUGUGCAUAUGACAAGGGACUGGCAUCCACCUACCCAGAGCCGCAGGAUAAGCGCAAGUGGCUGGAGGAUCAGUUGUACAACUUUAACUAUGAGUGCUCGAUGCCUGUGACUUGGACCUGGCCCCGCAUGCCCUUCAUUAAGACUCGUGAUUCAGUGCCCACCAAACUCUAUGGAAAAAAAAAAGAGAACGAAGAAAUCAUUUAAAUAAUUCAACCCACACCGACCGCAUAUAAACCAUUGGCAAAUACUAUAUAGACAGCAGAUCGGAGAGAUACUGCCUGCCCAUC